This is a messenger RNA of Paramecium tetraurelia, 2400 nucleotides long. RefSeq lists its product as uncharacterized. The transcript is spliced from 2 exons. The record is from RefSeq and is a predicted model, not a curated record. Lineage: Eukaryota; Ciliophora; Oligohymenophorea; Peniculida; Parameciidae.
AUGAGUAGUCCAGUCACAAACCCAUUGUUUGAGUUUCAAUGGUUGAGGAACAAAAACACCUACAAAUAUCGAACAGUUUGCCAAGAACUAUAGGCUUAGUUAGAUCCAUCUUAGCUAAUAAAAUAUGCAACAAGUAUAUUAAAGCGGGAUCCUUCUGAUAGAUUUGAAGAGGAAUUACUAUUGAUUGUGAAGGCAACUGAGAAUUUACAAUUUUUCAAGGAAAUGAAUUCCAAACAAAAAAAUAUUGACAAUAGACUCCACACUUAAUGUUGUUAGAAGAUGACAUACAAAUCAUUUUAAUAAGGUGAAACAGUGUUUAAGUAGGGUGAAAAAGGCGAAAAUGCUUUUAUAAUUUUGAGUGGGAGUGUUAACAUAUAUUCAUAAUUGGAUCAAUAUGUAGUUAAUGAUUUAUCGUACAAAAGUAGAAAAAAAACUCACCCCAUUUCUGUUAUUAAUUAAGCGAAAAGGGAGAAAAUGAAAAAUCGGUUUACAACUUCAGUUGGGAUGAUGAAGAAACUCAAAAGACAAAAUUCAAAAUAAGUAGAAGAUGAGCAGUUUCAUUCAAUAAAAUUACUGUAAACGUAACAUAUCAUUGAAGAAGUCAAGAUUGAAGAGGAGAAGGAUAAGAAGAUCUUAGAAAUUCAAUAUUAAAUGGGAUUAGAGAUGACAGCUGGAAUUCCGCCGGCAAAAUUAGACAUUGAUUAUUUUUUUAUUGAUGGAGUAUUUAAACAUAAGUUCGUCAUUGAAUUAAUGGAAGGAUAGAUGUUUGGAGAAUUGGCUCUUAUUUGGAAUCAACCAAGAUCUGCUACUGUAGUUGCAAAAUCUAAUUUGGAAUUGGCUGUCCUAACUUCAUAAGAUUAUAAGUCAUUAUUGAAAGAUGCAGAACUUAACAAAAUUGAAUAACGAAUUAAGUUUUUUUAGAACUACUUUUUUAGAGAGUGUCCACGAUUUGUAACAUUAAGAUAUUGUUACAACUUUAAAAAGAUAGAACUAAGGAAAGGCAAUUAUUUAAUAAGAAAGGGUGACAAAGUGACUUAAAUUUAUCUAAUUAAAAAAGGAGAAUUGGAAGUAGUACAUGAGUAAGAGAUAGUCAAUUAAGUGUCAGAAGAGUAAUAGUCUGAAUUGGCAUCGUCCGAAUAGCAAUUAUUACUUGCCAUUAAAUAGACUUAAAUGAAACCACUUAAGAAAAUGAUUUAGUAAAGAAGAGUCAUUAUAUUGAGUGAGGGUGAGAUUAUUAGUGAUGUUGAAAUUAUGCUUAAAAUACCAGUAUCUUAAUAAACUAUUAUAGUGAAAAGCGAAAAAGCCAAAAUUUAUGGAUUAUAAAUGAGCCAUUUUAAUAGAAUACUAAGUGAUCAAACUACCUUAAAGAAAUAUUUUUAUGAUUAAGCUAACAUGAAAUAUUAACAUAACUAAAAUUUAAUUAAAUAGGUUGAUAAAUUUCAUUAAUCCUAGUAUGAAAAAGUUAAAUUAAAUUAACAGCUUUAUUUGCUUAAAUUAAAAAAUGAAAGUGACAAAUAAUAACCAUCUAAUUUGAAUAAUAUCAUUGAAGAAUCAGAAGAAUCUUAAAUUGGAAUAUCAAAAUAAAAAAAUAUGUCCGUUCAUGAUUAUGUACAAGAAUAUCCUAUAAAAAUAGACAAACCUCUACUUCAUCUAAAGUAAAGUAGUGCAUUUCCCUCUCUUAAACUCAACUUAUCGAAUAGUCCAUUAAUUGGAUCAAUGACCAGUAGGAUUGACUCUAAAACUAAAGACAUUGAAGAAGAUUAUGAACUUUAAGUAGCCAGUUUGAAAGGAGUAUUAAAUAAGAUCAAAUUUUAAGUAAAUCAUAAAUCCUCACAAAAAAUCUUAAGAUAAAAAAAGGCUAGUGAAUAAGAUUUUAGAAAGUAGGUCUAAAUAAUGUAAUAAAACAAUGACUAAAUUAAAAAGUAUGAUCGGAGAUAUGUAGAUUUAGUUCCUGAAAACGAAAAGAUUAAAAUAAAAAGAUAACAUGAAGCCACUGAAAUGAUUCGUCAAGAAAUGGGUUCAUAAUCUUAACAUCUCAAAAAGUUUAUUGAAUUCUAAUUAAUGAAAACAGAAAUGAGUUAAAGAAUAUCUAAAUCAAUUGAGUAGUCUGAAAGAAUUAUUGGUAAUAACACUCCAAUUUCAAAAGGUCAAUUUUUUACUUACUUCUCAAAUUCCUGCAAAUAGACUGACAAUCGAAUACUUACUGAAUCUAUUUAAUCCCCUUCCCCUAUUACUUAAUCUGAAUAAAAAACUCAAAAUUUUUCAACAUCUAUUGUUGUACCUAAGCAACCUUAGUAAUAAAAACCAGUCUUCAUUAAGAGUGAACAUAAUUUAUUUAGAAUGAAACCUCAAUCUCGUUUACUGCAAGCAAGAUACUCGAAUCAUAGUGUAGGUAAUUGA